AUGUCUCUCUCUUCCACCACCACUACUACUACCAACGCCGCCAUCGCUACCCCCACCGCCUGUACCGGCAACGUGUACGUCCUGCCCAACGUCACCGACGCAGCCUGUGGUGCCCCCAUCUCCGGCAACAUCACCGACGCCUUCGACUCCUGCUGCAAGGGCAACACCCCCACCAAAUACGAGAAUGACUGCGGCAUCUACUGUCUGGCCAUCGGCCAAGAUAUCGGCCAGCUGACCAAGUGUCUGGAGCAAAAGAGCGGUUCCUACGCUGUCUUCUGCAACAAGGGCACCAACGCGACCGCGACGGCAUCAGCCUCUGCCACCACGACCCAGACUACCUCGAUGACGGGGACCUCGACCCGCGCCGGUGCGGCGAGUAGCACGAGCUCGGGUGCUGCUGGGGUGAGCCAGCCUGUCUCGAAGACGGGACUAGGUGUGCUGGCGAUGGUGCUUUGCUCUACUUUGAUGGGUUUUGUUGCUUGA
Molecule: messenger RNA, 483 nt
Organism: Penicillium oxalicum
Lineage: Eukaryota; Fungi; Ascomycota; Eurotiomycetes; Eurotiales; Aspergillaceae
Exons: 1
Coding region: 1-483 (160 amino acids)
Source: RefSeq, a predicted model, not a curated record